This is a messenger RNA of Rhodotorula graminis WP1, 3875 nucleotides long. RefSeq lists its product as uncharacterized. The record is from RefSeq and is a predicted model, not a curated record. Gene Ontology annotation, cellular component: COPI vesicle coat. NCBI's taxonomy places the organism in Eukaryota, Fungi, Basidiomycota, Microbotryomycetes, Sporidiobolales, Sporidiobolaceae. Gene Ontology annotation, biological process: retrograde vesicle-mediated transport, Golgi to endoplasmic reticulum; endoplasmic reticulum to Golgi vesicle-mediated transport; intra-Golgi vesicle-mediated transport. Gene Ontology annotation, molecular function: protein binding; structural molecule activity. Bases 1 to 3714 code for a protein of 1237 amino acids. The transcript has 6 exons.
AUGCAGAUGCUCACAAAGUUCGAGAGCAAGUCGAACCGGGUCAAGGGCAUCGCGUUCCACCCGCGCCUGACGCUCCUCGCCGCGUCGCUCCACUCGGGCUCGAUCCAGCUGUGGAACUUCCAGAUGGGCGUCCUCGUCGACCGCUUCGAGGAGCACGACGGCCCCGUGCGCGGCAUCGACUUUCACCCGACCCAGCCCUUGUUCGUCUCGGGCGGCGACGACUACAAGAUCAAGGUGUGGAACUACAAGACGCGCCGGUGCCUGUUUACGCUCCACGGCCACCUCGACUACGUCCGCUCGGUCUACUUCCACCCGGAGCAGCCCUGGAUCAUCUCGGCGUCCGACGACCAGACGAUCCGCAUCUGGAACUGGCAGAGCCGCACGUGCAUCGCCAUCCUCACCGGCCACAAUCACUACAUCAUGUGCGCCCAGUUCCACCCGAAGGAGGACUAUGUCGUGUCGGCGUCGAUGGACCAGACGGUGCGCGUGUGGGACAUCUCGGGCCUGCGCAAGAAGUCGACGACGGCGGCCCCGCUCUCGUUCGAGGAGCAGAUCCAGCGGGCCAACGCCGGCCAGGCCGACCUGUUUGGCAACACGGACGCCGUCGUCAAGUACGUCCUCGAGGGCCACGACCGCGGCGUGAACUGGGCGACGUUCCACCCGACCCUGCCCCUCAUCGUGUCGUGCGGCGACGACCGCCAGAUCAAGCUGUGGCGCAUGUCCGAGACCAAGGCGUGGGAGGUCGACACGUGCCGCGGCCACUACAACAACGUGUCGAGCGCCCUGUUCCACCCCAAGCACGAGCUCAUCAUCUCGGACUCGGAGGACAAGACGAUCCGGGUGUGGGACAUGUCGAAGCGCACGGCGGUCCAGACGUUCCGCCGCGAGAACGACCGGUUCUGGGUCCUGACAGCCCACCCGCGCCUCAACCUGUUCGCCGCCGGGCACGACUCGGGCCUGAUCGUGUUCAAGCUCGACCGCGAGCGCCCGGCGUUCGCGACGCACGGCAACACGCUCUUCUACGUGCGCGACAAGCACGUGCGCGCGCAUGACUUUGCGACGGGCCAGGACACGAGCGUCGUGUCGGUGCGCCGCCUCGGCACCCAGUACCAGCAGCCGCGCACCCUGUCGUACAACCCGGCCGAGAAGGCCGUCAUCGUCACGUCGACGAGCGACAACGGCCUGUACGAGCUCGUGCGCCUGCCGCGCGACAUGGCGUCGGGCGAGGUGCGCGACAGCGCGAGCGACGGCAAGCGCGGCACGGGCUCGUCGGCCCUGUUCGUCGCGCGCAACCGCCUCGCCGUCCUCGACCGCGCGGCGCAGACGAUCGAGAUCCGCGACCUCGACAACGCCAUCACCAAGACGAUCAAGUGCCCCGUCCAGACCCAGGACAUCUUCUUUGGCGGCACGGCGAGCCUGCUCCUGUCGACGGCGACGUCGGUCGUCCUGUACGACAUCCAGCAGCAGAAGACGGUCGCCGAGCUCGCGACGCCGCUCGUCAAGUACGUCGUGUGGAACCACGACAACACGAUGGUCGCCCUCCUGUCCAAGCACACGAUCAUGCUCGCCAACAAGACGCUCGGCCAGGCCAACCUCAUCCACGAGACGAUCCGGAUCAAGAGCGGCGCGUGGGACGAUGCCGGCGUCCUCCUGUACACGACGCUGAACCACGUCAAGUACGCGCUCCCGAACGGCGACAACGGCAUCAUCAAGACGCUCGAGCAGCCCGUGUACCUGACCCGGGUCCGCGGCAAGAGCGUGCACGUCCUCACGCGCGACGCCCGCCCCGAGACGCUCGUCAUCGACCCGACCGAGUACCGGUUCAAGCUCGCCCUCGUGCGCAAGAACUAUGACGAGGUCCUCCACAUCAUCAAGACGAGCAACCUCGUCGGCCAGAGCAUCAUCGCCUACCUCCAGAAGAAGGGCUUCCCCGAGAUCGCGCUCCACUUUGUCCAGGACAAGACGACCCGGUUCGACCUCGCCAUCGAGUGCGGCAACCUCGACGUCGCGCUCGAGAUGGCCAAGGCGCUCGACCGCGAGGACACGUGGGCGCGCCUCGGCCAGCAGGCGCUCAAGCAGGGCAACCACAAGAUCGUCGAGGUCGCCUACCAGCGCACCAAGAACUUUGACCGCCUCUCGUUCCUGUACCUCACGACGGGCAACCAGGACAAGCUCGCCAAGAUGAGCAAGAUUGCCGAGAUGCGCGGCGACCCCAUGUCGCGCUUCCACAACGCGCUCUACACGGGCAACGUCGAGGCGCGCGUCACCGUCCUCCUCGAGGCCGGCCUGCACCCGCUCGCCUACAUGACGGCCAAGACGAACGGCCUCGACGACCUCGCGCAGCAGGUCCUCGACGAGGCCGGCCUCACCGAGGACGACGUCGCCGGCGUCCUGCCCGCCUCGCUCCCGCAGCGCUCGACCCUGCGCCCGCCGCCCAUCGUCACCCACACGUUCGAGCACAACUGGCCCUCGGUCGGCGUCACCGAGAGCUUCUUCGACCGUGCGCUCGCUGCGGCCGCGAGCGGCGAGCCGACCGGGCUCGACGCGUACGACGGCGACGACCUUCUCGAGCAGGCGGUCGCCGGCGAGGAGGGCGGCCUCGCGUGGGCCGCCGAGGACGGCAACACGCUCGACCGGCAGGCGGCGCAGGAGGCCGAGGACGCGUGGGAUCUCGCCGACGAGGGCGGCGACGGCGCGGCGGCAGGAGGCGCCGACGACGCGUUCCUCAACGGCGGCGGCAGCGGCGAGGCGGGCGGCGAGGGGGCGGCAGAGUUCGGCGGCGCCGGAGCCGACGACGAGCUCGCGGGCGCGGUGCAGCCCGGCAUCCCCGAGGGCGAGCUGUGGGUGCGCAACUCGCCGCUCGCGGCCGACCACGUCGCGGCAGGUUCGUUCGAGACGGCCAUGGGCCUCCUCAACCGCCAGGUCGGCGUCGUCGACUUUGCGCCGCUCAAGCCCUUGUUCCUCGGCGUGUACCGGUCGUCGCGCCUGUACCUGCCCGCCGCGCCGUCGCUCCCGCCGCUCGAGAUCCCGCUGCGGCGGAACGCCGAGCGCGCCGAGCCGAGGAGCGUCCUCCCCGUCGCGACCCUGUCGCUGCACGGCAUCACGUCGGGCAAGCUGCGCGAGGCGUACGCGGCGUUCCAGCGCGCCAAGUUCUCCCUCCUCCUCGUCGUCACGUCGACGGCGGCCGAGGCGGCCGAGCUGCAGGAGCUCGUCAUCGUGUGCCGCGAGUACCUCAUCGGCCUGUCGCUCGAGAUUGAGCGACGGAGGAUCGCGGCCGACCCGACGCAGCUCAAGCGCCAGCUCGAGCUCGCCGCCUACUUUACGCACUGCCGCCUCCAACCCGCCCACCUCCAGCUCGCGCUCCGCCUCGCCAUGACGACCUUCUCCAAAGCCAAGAACUACCCGACGGCGGCGUCGUUUGCGCAAAAGCUCCUCGACCUCAACCCGGCGGCCAACGUGGCGCAGCAGGCCAACACGGUCCUCCAGACGGCCAACCGGUACCCGCGCGACGCCGUCGACAUCGACUACGACGUCCACCAGGCGUUCGACGUGUGCCCGGCGAGCUUGACGCCGCUGUACGGCCAGGCGCAGGCCGUCGAGGACCCGUUCACGGGCGCGCGGUACCACCCGCAGUUUGCCGGCCAGGUCUGCCGCGUCAGCGGCGUCACCGAGGUCGGCAAGAGCGCGAGCGGGCUCAGGAGCUCGGCGGCGUAGAGCGGGCCGCACGAGCAGCUCGCACACACGGAUACCCUCCCUCUCCAUCUCUCUCUCCUCGUCGACCACCUCGACCACCACCACCAGCUGUGCCUCUCAUCGUCUCUUUUGCAGUUCCCCCUUCCUCCUCUUUCUCGUGCAUUCUAAAACGUGCAAGGCGA